AUGAUGCCGACCAUGUCUGCUUCAAACCUCGAAUCAACUGUUUUGCCUGACCGUUUAUCCAUGGACAACAGUGACCUCCAAAGCGCACAGCUUCGAUAUGAACAGGAACGCAAGAAACGCCUACGACCUGAUGGCCCUGCCCAAUAUGUCAAGUGGUCUGAUGACACCACGACCACCUCCCUCCCUAAAGAAAACAUCGCCAAGAAUGACAACCUGAUUCAGCAACAGCAGUUUCGGGUUAUCAUUGUCGGUGCUGGCUUUGGUGGACUGCUGUUUGCAGUGCGACUAUUGCAGUCGGGACUCAUCUGUGAGACUGGCAUCAUCUUCAUAGAUACUGCAGGGGGUUUUGGGGGAACAUGGUGGUGGAAUCAAUAUCCUGGCUUGGUAUGUGACAUUGAAAGUUACACUUACAUGCCUUUGCUGGAAGAAACAAAAUACAUGCCGUCGCAAAAGUAUGUCAGUGGCGCUGAGCUGAAAGAUCAUGCAAAUCGAAUUGCCGAUCAAUGGAACCUGACCGAUCGGGCAUUGUUCCAAGCAAAGGUCAACAACUUGACUUGGAAUGACCAUGAUGGCCGAUGGAUAGCUCACAUCACACCAGAUGGCCAAUCCCCCAUCACCCUCCAAUCGGACUUUGUUAUAAUGGCUACUGGGUUGCUUGAGUGUGCCAAGAUACCAAACCUGGAUGGGCUUGAGACAUACAAAGGGAAGGUUUUUCAUACCUCGCGCUGGGAUUAUGGAUACACCGGAGGAAGUCCAGUCAACCCAACAAUGCAUAACCUACAGGAUAAGACCGUUGGGUUUGUCGGAACCGGAGCAUCGGCCGUGCAAGCCAUCCCAUACCUUGCUCAAUGGGCCAAGAAGUUGAUGGUAUUCCAGCGCACCCCGUCUGCGGUAGAUUCGCGUCAGAACCGCGCCACUGAUCAUACCUGGUGGGCCAAAAUGGUCAAAGCAGAAGGCUAUGGAUGGCAACGAAAACGCAUGGAUAAUUUCAACGCCUUUGUAUCGAACGAGAAUCCACCGCCAAAGGUAGACCUCGUCGAUGACGGGUGGACCAAGAUGCAGUCAUUGAGCGCACUGCUCGGAGGACCAUCUGGCCUGGAAACAGAUUACCUAACAAAGAUGCAUCAAGUGGAUUUUGGCCGGCAAGAGGCGAUCCGUCUUCGGGUAGAAACGACGGUGACUGAUCAGGCCACAGCCCAAGCUUUGAAGCCAUGGUAUCCCGGGUGGUGCAAGCGCCCAUGUUUCAGCGACACCUUCCUCGAAGCAUUUAACCAGCCGAAUGUGUCGCUCGUGGAUACUGAUGGAAAUGGGGUCCGUACCGUGACGGAGUGCGGGAUCCAAGUGGACAACAAGGGGUAUGACUUGGAUGCCAUCAUAUUUGGGACCGGUUAUACCCUUGGCGGUAGCGCGGAUCUUGGGGAUUUGAGGGUAACUGGACGAGACAACCAGACGUUACAAGCAAAGCAGCAGGAUGGACUCAGCUCACUCCAUGGAGUCAUGACGCAUAAUUUUCCCAACCUGUUUUUUCCGGGGCCAUACCAAUCGGGAGCUUCCGCAAACCAUGUAUACGUUCUCGAUCAACUUGCAAUUCAUGUUGCCUACAUGAUUUCAGAAGCGGGGAGGUUGAUCUCAGAGGAAACGGGCUCGGAACUCACCACUGCUAGGUUCACGGUUGAGCCUAGCUUGGUCUCAGAAAACGAAUGGACUUUGAAAAUUUUGAAUGGGGCACGAGCACUAGGAGGUGUGCUCAGUUGCACCCCUGGUUAUUAUAACCGGGAAGGACUUCAGCUUGGCGACCAAGAAGCCUCAAUGGUGGCACGGUUGAGCAUCUGGGGCGAGGGGAUCAAGAGCUAUGUCGAAGAAAUUGAAUAUUGGCGACAAACAGGCGGGUUGAUCGGACUGAAUAGGUAUUUAGUCUCCAAAUGA
Messenger RNA from Penicillium paradoxum, 1926 nucleotides. RefSeq names its product flavin-containing monooxygenase. NCBI's taxonomy places the organism in Eukaryota, Fungi, Ascomycota, Eurotiomycetes, Eurotiales, Aspergillaceae. The coding region runs from base 1 to 1926 and encodes 641 amino acids. The transcript has a single exon. The record is from RefSeq and is a predicted model, not a curated record.